This is a messenger RNA of Artibeus jamaicensis (Jamaican fruit-eating bat), 1846 nucleotides long. It is a transcript of the gene TFPI, whose product is annotated as tissue factor pathway inhibitor. Gene Ontology annotation, biological process: negative regulation of peptidase activity. The transcript is spliced from 8 exons. Gene Ontology annotation, cellular component: extracellular region. The record is from RefSeq and is a predicted model, not a curated record. NCBI's taxonomy places the organism in Eukaryota, Metazoa, Chordata, Mammalia, Chiroptera, Phyllostomidae. Gene Ontology annotation, molecular function: serine-type endopeptidase inhibitor activity. The coding region runs from base 260 to 1159 and encodes 299 amino acids.
CAAUAGAGAGGAGCGACUUCGGGCAGAUUCCUGGCUCGCCCUUUCGCUGCUCACAGGAUCAGAUUUCAUUCCCUUCAUUAUUCUCCACUCCUCCCCUCCCUCACCCCGCCUCAGUUUCUUGAUCUAUAUAAAAAAAGAAGUACAAAAGACAAAUACUGUCUUCAACACCUGGAAGUGAAAACCCAAACCGCCUCAAUUCUGCUUUGAAAAAAUCUUUCCAAGAACUUUCUUCAGAGAUUUUACAUAGGUGAUUUGAGCAAUGAAGAUAAAAGCAAUUUUGGGGGUUUCUGUAUGUCUGCUGCUUGCUUGCGCCUCUGUCCCUCUUAAUGCUGAGGAAGACGAAGAUCUUAAUCCCGAGGAAGAUGAACAGUCCAACAUUACAGAUGCUGAGCUACCACCACUGAAACUUGCUCAUUCCUACUGUGCAUAUAAAGCAGAUAAAGGCCCGUGCAGAGCAAUGCUGAAGAAUUUUUUUUUCAAUAUUUUCACUCGACAGUGUGAAGAAUUUAUAUAUGGGGGAUGUGAAGGAAAUGAGAAUCGAUUUGAAAGUCUGCAAGAGUGCAAAGAAAAAUGUAUAAGAGAUUAUCCAAAGAGGUCUGAAAAGUUAAGGACAGUAUUGCAAAAAGGAAAGCCAGAUUUCUGCUUUCUGGAAGAAGACGUUGGAAUCUGUCGAGCCUACUUUACUCGGUAUUUUUAUAACAACCAGUCCAGGCAGUGUGAGAGCUUCAUUUACGGUGGGUGCCUGGGCAACAUGAACAACUUCGAAUCGCUGGAAGAAUGCAGGACCACCUGUGAGGACUCAUCCAACAAUGACAGCACCCAGCUUGCUCCCGUCCACAAUGGCUCCUUGACCCUCCAGUCUACCAAGACCAUCAGAAAUUUUGGCUAUCACAGCCCCUACUGGUGUCUGACCCCAGCGGACAGAGGAUUGUGUAAAGCAAAUGAGAGAAGAUUCUACUACAAUUCAGUUACUGGGACGUGUCUCCCAUUUAAUUACAGUGGAUGUGGAGGGAAUGAAAACAAUUUUACUUCCAAAAGAUCAUGUCUGAGGGCUUGCAGAAAAGGUUUCGUCAAAAGAAUGUCAAAAGGAAGAUUAAUUAAAGUUAAAAGAAAAAGAAAGAAGCAGUCAGUGGAAAUAGGGUAUCAUUACAACAUCUAAACAUUAUAGAUGAAGCUUUUCAUUAUGAUUUCUAUUUUUAAAAAUUCUGUUUAAUUAAUAUUUUCAUGAAUUUCUUAUGCAUAUAUUACCUGUUAUUAAUACAUUUUCAUCACCAUUCCUUUUCUAGUCUAAGUCAAAUUGUUUAUCCUAAGGCUGUAAUUUAUUAACUGACUACUAUGAAUUUAUUUAUUCUCUUCGUCCCUUUCUAUUUACCAUUUAACUACAAAUUAUCAGACUGCUGGCCACAUCAAAUCAAUCUGUUGUGUUUUUUUCAUCAUCAUCUAUUUCAUAAUAUAAUGUUACUUAUUUGUUUUGCUCAGAGACAUGUAUAUAAUAUACAUGAGGAUGAUCUCCUGUAUAGCCCAUGCUCAGAGUAAGAGAUACAGCCCCAUUAAAAAACAAGCACUUUGGGAUUUUAACAUUUAAAAUGGUGACAAGCACCUUCCUCUGAUAAAGACUCCUCACUUGUGCGUUUGGAAAGACCUGAUAACAGCAGAAUUCUAUUAGGUGCUGCCCUUCCUAGACAUACUUCUCCCUGUAUAUUAACCACUACACCAGUGGACCUUGAGCCAAACCAUGUUUCAACAAAGAAGAGUCAAUUCUGUCAUGUGCCAGCCUGAUUCUGUCUGAUUUAACUGUUUGCCCACUAAUGACCUUUUAUAUCAAUAAAGGUGGUUGAAUAAAUUA